AUGCCUCGAGCAACGACCGAGCGAUUUUCCCGAGCACACCAGCCAUCAGCGAAGGCUCAAGAAAAGAAUGCAGAGGCCGGACCAUCUUCGUCUGGCCGAAAUCCCCUUUUCAACACUGAACGCUUCGGCCAACAUAUCCUCAAAAAUCCACUGGUUGCCCAGGCGAUCGUUGACAAGGCAAAUUUACGGCCUACGGACAGAGUACUUGAAGUCGGCCCUGGUACGGGGAACUUGACGAUGAGGAUACUGGAAAAAGCCAAGAGUGUGACAGCUGUGGAGAUGGAUCCUCGCAUGGCCGCUGAACUGACAAAACGUGUCCAAGGAAAGCCAGAGCAAAGAAAACUCGAUAUUAUCAUCGGUGAUUUUGUCAAAGCAACCCUACCCUACUUCGAUGUCUGCAUAUCAAAUACGCCGUACCAGAUAUCUUCACCCCUUAUCUUCCGUCUGCUGUCUCACCGCCCGAUUCCUCGCAUCGCCAUCCUCAUGUUCCAGCGCGAAUUCGCCCUCCGGUUGGUCGCCCGUCCGGGAACGAAUCUAUGGAGUCGGCUCUCUGCAAAUGUGCAAUUGUACGCCAAGGUGGACCAUAUAAUGAAAGUUGGGAAGAACAACUUCAGACCUGCUCCCCAGGUUGAGUCGAGCGUCAUACGAUUGGUGCCUAUAGAUCCACCGCCACCAGUCAAGUUUGAAGAAUUCGAUGGCUUGAAUCGAAUACUAUUCAGCCGACGGAACAAGACAGUACACGGCAACUUCAUGGCAAAGGGUGUAAUAGACAUGCUGGAGAAGAAUUGGCGAACGUGGUGCGCGGAGACUGGGAAGAUGAUUGAAGACGAUGUGGAUAUGAAGGCUAAAAUAGAGAAAAUAUUGGAGGAAACGGAGAAUACGGAACAACGCCCUGCUAAAAUGGACGUAGACGAUUUGCUCAAGCUGCUAUCUGCGUUCCACGAUGCCGGGAUACACUUCGCCUAA
Molecule: messenger RNA, 966 nt
Organism: Pleurotus ostreatus (oyster mushroom)
Lineage: Eukaryota; Fungi; Basidiomycota; Agaricomycetes; Agaricales; Pleurotaceae
Gene: DIM1
Product: Dimethyladenosine transferase
Exons: 6
Coding region: 1-966 (321 amino acids)
Biological process (GO): rRNA methylation
Cellular component (GO): mitochondrial matrix
Molecular function (GO): rRNA (adenine-N6,N6-)-dimethyltransferase activity
Source: RefSeq, a predicted model, not a curated record